This is a messenger RNA of Theobroma umbraticum, 1593 nucleotides long. RefSeq names its product amidase 1-like. Lineage: Eukaryota; Viridiplantae; Streptophyta; Magnoliopsida; Malvales; Malvaceae. The record is from RefSeq and is a predicted model, not a curated record.
CAUUUUGAGAAAUGAUGAUGUGAUGACAAGGCAACCUAAGAUGGAACGUUUUAUCUUCGAACUGGCAGUUCUUGCCUUGGCAACCUCACUUCCCUGACUGUGAAAUACUUGAGAACGCGCAGAAAGAACAGUUACAGACAUGGCAAAAAGCUUCGAAUAUGGAGCCUUCAUGGAGAAAUUUAUUCUCCAACCAAGUCCUUCUCAGCAACUUCCCCUCAGUGGCCUCAGUUUUGCUGUUAAAGACAUAUUUGAUGUGGAUGGAUAUGUCACUGGGUUUGGAAACCCUGACUGGAAAAGGACUCAUUCGGCUGCCAUAUCAACAGCACCGGCUGUGCUGGAUGUCUUGAGGGCAGGAGCCACUUGUGUUGGCAAGACUGUCAUGGAUGAAAUGGCAUACUGUAUAAAUGGGGAAAAUAUACACUAUGGCACUCCCACAAAUCCAUGUGCACCAGAUAGAGUACCUGGAGGAUCUUCCAGCGGCUCUGCUGUUGCAGUAGGUGCAAGGCUCGUGGACUUCUCCCUAGGAACUGACACUGGAGGAAGUGUGAGAGUUCCUGCAUCAUAUUGUGGAAUUCUUGGGUUUCGGCCUUCACAUGAUGCUGUCUCUACUUCCGGAGUUAUUCCUAUGGCACAGAGUUUUGAUACUGUGGGAUGGUUUGCUAGGGAUCCUGUGGUUCUGAAUAAGGUUGGACGUGUCCUGCUGCAUUUACCUAAUGUGGAUCCUGUCAGACCUAGUCAGAUUAUUAUACCGGAAGAUUGUUUCAGCUUGUCAAGCACUCCAAAUGAUCGAACAACUCAAGUUCUUGUAAAGUCAGUGGAGAAGCUCUUUGGAGGUCAAAUUCUAAAGCAUGUAAUUCUUGGAGACUAUUUAAAGGAAAAAGUACCUAGUUUGCAGCAUUUCAUGAGUGCGGGGAAUGAAGAGCAUUUGUAUAACAUACCAUCCUUGGCCGCCCUUUCAAGUGCAAUGCGAUUGCUUCAAAGGUAUGAAUUCAAGAACAACCAUGCUGAAUGGGUCAUGACAGUGAAUCCUAAGUUAGGUCCGGGACUAUCUGAGAGGAUAUGGGUUGCCAUUAGAACACCAGAGGAAAACAUUGAUGUCUGCCACACCGUGCAGAAUGAAGUACAUGCUGCUCUUACAGCUCUCCUUGAGGAUCAAGGCAUCCUUGCUCUGCCUACUAUUCCAGGGGAUCCACCAAAACUACAAUCAAAUCCAGCCACGCUGGAAGUAUUUCGUGCAAGAGCUUUUAGCUUGCUAUCCAUUGCUGGAGUAUCUGGAUUUUGUCAGGUUAGCAUUCCACUGGGGAUGCAUAAUGAUCUUCCUGUAUCAAUCUCUUUGGUGGCGAAACAUGGUUCAGAUGCUUUUCUGCUUAAUCUAGUUGAGACACUAUAUGACACCAUCAAAGAAGAAGUUGGAAUUGCUGAGAGAAUUAGUAACUGAAUUAACUACACUAAUCUUCAAUUUAAAGUGUUAAGCUUUAUGUUGUACCAAGAUCAAGUCAGGCAUGACUAUCUUGCCCAAUUCAGAUCAGUACAUUUGGCAAUAGCUGCCAUCAUCAUCAGUCAUGUAUGUUCAACUAUUUCUUCUUUCCUUUC